UGUCCUCGCACGUCUGCGUCUCCAACACCCUGCAAAUUUCUGUCUCUAGUCCAAGUUUUUCUCCAAAAGCAUGACUCUGUUUCUCUUUCUCCUUCUAUUUGCAUUCUUUAAUAAUUAAUAUUCAAUAAUUUUUUCUUUUUGAGUUUUUUAUUUUGGUUAAAUGGAGUUGCAGAGUCACCUAAUCCAAUACCCAUUUCUUUUUGUUCAACCUUGACAUCAUCCAAAGCUCCAAACUAUAAGUAUUUCCUUUCAAUCUCUUCGCCUCAAAACCCAAGUUUCUAUCAGCAAGUUCUUUAUUCAAGUUUUUUUAAAUUUAUUUACAAAAAUGUCUGCUUUAGAAAUGACCCACAUCGAUUUGGAGCAGGGGAGCCACCGCCGUUCCGUCACAGGAAGUGAUGGCACCUGCUUUUUCGAUGCAGAAGAUGGGUCUUGUUUCUCUCAGUUUUAUGGCUCCUAUGACGAUUACACUUUUGCUUGUGUAUCUGAUCCUGAGAUUAUAGCUGGUGUAGUUCUGGAUUCUCGGAGAGUAUCGUCUGUGUCUGAUUGCUCUGUGGUGGUGGAGAGUGAAAGUCGGGUAGCUGAAACAAAGAUUCAUUUAGCUAAGGUGGAGAGAGAUUGUAGGAUAUGUCAUUUGGGUCUGGAAACCAACAGCUGUGAAUCCGGGUUUCCCAUUGAAUUAGGUUGUUCUUGUAAGGACGAUUUGGCUGUUGCUCAUAGACAGUGUGCUGAGGCUUGGUUCAAGAUUAAAGGAAACAAGACCUGUGAGAUUUGCCAUUCCAUUGCUCGUAACGUGGUUGGAAUAAAUGAGAUUGAGGUGACAGAGCAGUCAAAUGAGACUAACAAUACUGUGGCUGUGGCUGCAGUCCCGGCAUCAGCACACCAUUCAGAAAUCCGAAGCUUUUGGCAUGGCCAUCGCUUCCUGAAUUUUCUGCUUGCUUGUAUGGUAUUUGCAUUUGUUAUAUCAUGGCUCUUGCACUUUAACGUCCCAUCCUCAUAGACUGGAAAAAGAAACCUUCUGAGACUGAAUCAAAAACCUACCCAACUAUAUAUAUAUUUAUAUGUAUAAAAGAAGAAGAAGAAGAAGAGAAAGAGAAUCAAAUAGAACAAAGAAUCAUUAUACAAGAGUCUGUUUGCAGAAUUCGUUGCUUUGUUGUCUUCUUGUCGAUGGAAAAAAAUAGUAGAGAGCCUCAUGGAGUCAAAAGGUAGCCAUAGUAAUACAACCUUGUUUUUAACAGUACACCAAUGGGCUUGUCAAAUCUAUAUAUACCCUCAUCACUGUGAGAGCUUGGUCUGCCUUGAAAAUUACUUUCAGUUGUAAAUGUGGCUGUGGGUGGUGGACGUUGAAUCGAUUGGCUGGAGGGUUGUAUUAUUCUGUUGAGAAAGUAUUUCCUUGGUGAAGCAAGUAUGAAAAAUUCUUGGCACGGAA
Manihot esculenta (cassava) is the source of this 1426-nucleotide messenger RNA. RefSeq lists its product as uncharacterized. NCBI's taxonomy places the organism in Eukaryota, Viridiplantae, Streptophyta, Magnoliopsida, Malpighiales, Euphorbiaceae. The record is from RefSeq and is a predicted model, not a curated record. The transcript is spliced from 2 exons. The coding region runs from base 326 to 997 and encodes 223 amino acids. Gene Ontology annotation, molecular function: zinc ion binding.